AUUUUUUUUUUUAAUUUGCAUAUGAUUAGUUGGUGAAUUGGAUUUAAAGUUGGAGUUUCCAACAGAUAGAGGACAUUUUCAAAAUAUCACAAUCAGUUCUAAUUUGAAAAAACAAAUUCUAUCAUAUGGUCCUUGCAAACCGUCAAUAAACUUUCCUUCGGACAUAAUUUUUAGUGAUGAAAAUGAAACUAUGAAAUCUAGCAGACACUUUUUUAUCAUUAGUUGAUACUGCUUUAUUUCAACUCGAAGAUCGUUUUAAAGGACUUAAAGUAGUAUCAAAUACUUUAAAUUUUUUAUUGCCACCAAAUAUAAUAAAAUUAAAUGAAGCAGAAAUAGUAAAAUCAUGCUAUGAUUUUAUUCAGUUUUACAAAACUGACGUAACUUCCGAUUUAACUAGUCAAGUUCUAUCUUUAAAGGAAUUUAUAAAAAACACUGAUAUGAAAACAAUUAAAGAAUUAUGUUUAUAUUUAAUAGAAAACGACCUAUCAUCUUUGUAUAGUGAAGUUGUUACAUCUUGUAUUAUAUUUUUAAGUUUACCAGUGACUGUAGCAUCGGCCGAACGGUCAUUUUCUAAACUUAAACUGAUUAAAAACUAUUUAAGAAACUCGAUAUCUCAAGACCAACUAACAAACAUAAGUAUAUUAAAUAUAGAAAGAGCUCGCACUGAAGAACUUGAUGUAGAAAAAUUAAUUAUUGACUUUGCCAAUCAAAAAAGCAGAAAAAAAAAUUUUUUAAAAUUAUCACCUACUGAAUAUUAUUCAGUUAUAUCAACGUCGUUCGAUUGAAAACUUAAUCGGCCCACGUAGGUACUGUGCUUGUAUCUAUUGUUCAUUCGUUUAAAGGCUGAC
Myzus persicae (green peach aphid) is the source of this 848-nucleotide messenger RNA. RefSeq lists its product as uncharacterized. The transcript has 2 exons. Bases 438 to 785 code for a protein of 115 amino acids. The record is from RefSeq and is a predicted model, not a curated record. Gene Ontology annotation, molecular function: protein dimerization activity. Lineage: Eukaryota; Metazoa; Arthropoda; Insecta; Hemiptera; Aphididae.